GAAAUCAAGGAGGAAUCAGAAAAAUUAAGCCCACCCAGCGGAGACAGCAAAUCGGGCUCCAGCACUUUACCGCCAAUCAAAUCAAAGACCAACUUCAUCGAAGCCGACAAGUACUUCUUGCCGUUUGAGCUGGCAUGUCAGUCCAAAUGUCCCCGCAUCGUCAUCACAUCACUCGACUGUUUACAGAAGCUGAUCGCUUAUGGCCACCUGACGGGCAGCGCACCGGACAGCACAGCUCCGGGCAAGAAGCUCAUAGACAGAAUCAUCGAGACCAUCUGUGCUUGCUUCCAAGGACCGCAGACUGACGAGGGCGUGCAGCUACAGAUUAUUAAGGCUCUCUUGACGGCUGUGACCUCUCAGCACAUAGAAAUCCACGAGGGUACCGUGCUGCAGGCUGUCCGUACCUGCUACAACAUCUACCUGGCCAGCAAGAACCUCAUCAACCAGACCACAGCAAAGGCUACACUCACGCAGAUGCUUAACGUCAUCUUUGCACGCAUGGAGAAUCAAGCACUGCAGGAAGCAAAACAGCUGGAACGGGAGCGCCACCGGCAGCACUCCCCAGUCACCCAGCACACUGAGCCAGACUCCCCCCAUCUCCAGACUCAUCCUAACCCUCCCGCCAAGGCUCUGACCCGGGAGGCCAACGGGCCCGUCAGCCCUCCAACCCCCAGCAUCACCAUCCCGUCCACCCCCUCCACCCCCUCCACGCCGGCCCCGGAGUCCAGCAGGCGGUCUGUGUCUGGGGAGCCGGAAGAGCAGGGAGCGCAGGGGCCCGUGUACGAGAGCCCAGAUCCAGAAAACGGUUCUGAGUUCUGCGUGGCUGAAAAUGAGCAGACUGAGGCAGACCAAGCGACUGCGGCAGCACAGAGUGCAGCAACUCAGGAGCACGAAGGAGCUUGUGAUGAGGGGGGCCCGAAUUAUGAAGAAAAAGCCCAGGAAAUAGUCCAGAGCAUUCUCCAGGAGGUGGUCAACACAGUUGCAGGAGGCCACUGCCUGGACCCUGCACACCUCUGCUCUGAUGCCAAGGAGUCCGGAACUGAGGGCGAGCCAGCCGAGUCUGAGCCGGCUGAAGGGGUCAUGGAGGGCACCCAGAGCUCCCUGGGGGACGAGGGCACAAUGGGGAGCGACAGUGAGCACGUCCACGCCAACGGCAUCCCCGGCACGCCCAUUUCUGCGAGCUUCACGCCCUCCCUGCCCGACGACCGACUGUCUGUCUCAUCCACUGACACUCAGGAAUCGGGGGCGGCACCGGGUCAGCCACCAGGUGCUAAAUUCUCCCACAUACUCCAGAAAGAUGCUUUUCUGGUCUUUCGCUCUCUCUGCAAGCUGUCGAUGAAGCCACUGUCAGACGGACCACCUGAUCCCAAGUCCCACGAGCUUCGAUCGAAGGUUUUGUCCCUCCAGCUGCUGCUGUCCAUCCUGCAGAAUGCCGGCCCCAUCUUUAAGACCAAUGAGAUGUUCAUAAAUGCCAUCAAGCAGUACCUCUGUGUGGCCCUGUCCAAGAACGGCGUCUCCUCUGUGCCUGAAGUCUUCGAGCUGUCGCUCUCCAUUUUCCUGACUCUGCUGUCUCACUUCAAGACACACCUCAAAAUGCAAAUUGAGGUGUUCUUCAAAGAGAUUUUCCUGUAUAUUCUUGAGACGUCUACAAGCUCCUAUGACCAUAAGUGGAUGGUCAUCCAAACCCUCACUAGAAUAUGUGCAGAUGCCCAGAGUGUGGUGGAUAUCUAUGUUAAUUAUGAUUGUGACUUGAAUGCUGCUAAUAUAUUUGAACGAUUGGUUAACGACCUCUCAAAAAUCGCGCAGGGUCGCGGGGGCCAUGAGCUCGGUACAACCCCCCAACAGGAGCUGACUCUGCGAAAGAAGGGCCUUGAAUGUUUAGUGUCCAUCCUGAAAUGUAUGGUAGAAUGGAGUAAAGACCAAUACGUCAACCCCAACUCCCAGACCAGCCUCGGGCAAGAAAAACCAUCAGAGCAGGAAAGCACAGAGACGAAAGCACCGGAGACCAUCAACCGCUAUGGAAGCAUUAACUCACUUGACUCCACAGCCUCGUCUGGCAUCGGAAGCUACAGCACACAGAUGUCAGGCACGGACAACCCUGAGCAGUUUGAGGUCCUCAAACAGCAGAAGGAGAUCAUCGAGCAGGGCAUCGACCUGUUCAAUAAGAAACCAAAGAGAGGAAUCCAGUACCUUCAAGAGCAAGGCAUGCUGGGUACAACACCAGAAGACCUUGCUCAGUUCUUGCACCAGGAGGAGAGACUUGAUUCGACUCAAGUGGGAGAAUUCCUCGGCGAUAACGACCGUUUCAACAAAGAGGUGAUGUACGCCUACGUGGAUCAGAUGGAUUUCCAGGGCAAAGACUUUGUGUCUGCGCUAAGGAUGUUCCUGGAGGGCUUUCGGCUUCCCGGGGAGGCCCAGAAGAUUGAUCGGCUCAUGGAGAAAUUUGCAGCAAGAUAUCUUGAAUGCAACCAGGGGCAAACCCUCUUCGCCAGUGCAGACACCGCUUAUGUCCUUGCCUACUCCAUCAUUAUGUUGACAACAGACCUCCACAGCCCACAGGUGAAGAAUAAAAUGACGAAAGAGCAAUAUAUAAAGAUGAACCGGGGCAUCAAUGACAGCAAAGACCUACCGGAGGAAUAUCUCUCAGCCAUAUAUGACGAGAUCGCAGGGAAGAAGAUCGCGAUGAAGGAGACGAAAGAGCUCACCAUGAAGUCUAACAAGCAGAGUGUGGCCAGUGAGAAGCAGAGGCGUCUGCUGUACAAUGUGGAGAUGGAGCAGAUGGCUAAGACGGCCAAAGCUCUGAUGGAGGCGGUCAGCCACGUCCAGGCUCCCUUCACCAGCGCCACACACCUGGAGCACGUCAGACCCAUGUUCAAGCUGGCGUGGACGCCCUUCCUGGCCGCCUUCAGCGUGGGUCUUCAGGACUGCGACGACACUGAGGUGGCCUCGCUGUGUCUGGAAGGGAUCCGCUGCGCCAUCAGGAUAGCAUGCAUCUUCUGCAUACAGCUGGAGAGGGACGCGUACGUGCAGGCCCUGGCCAGGUUCACCCUGCUGACGGCCAGCUCCGGCAUCGCAGAAAUGAAGCAGAAGAACAUCGACACCAUCAAGACCCUCAUCACUGUGGCUCACACUGACGGCAACUACCUGGGCAACUCCUGGCUUGAGAUCCUGAAAUGCAUCAGUCAGCUGGAGCUGGCUCAGCUGAUUGGCACGGGGGUGAAGGCUCGCUACAUCUCAGGGACGGUGCGUGGCAAAGAGGGCUUCAUUACCAGCACAAAGGAGCAGAGCAGUGACGAGUACCUGGGUCUAGUUGGAGGGACGGUUGACCGUAAGCAGAUUGCCAGCAUUCAGGAAUCAAUCGGAGAGACCAGCUCUCAGAGUGUUGUAGUAGCGGUGGACAGAAUUUUCACAGGCUCCACCAGACUGGAUGGCAACGCAAUAGUGGAUUUCGUGCGCUGGCUGUGUGCUGUGUCCAUGGAUGAGCUGGCCUCGCCUACACACCCACGUAUGUUCAGCCUGCAAAAGAUCGUGGAGAUCUCCUACUACAACAUGGGUCGCAUCAGGCUGCAGUGGUCCAGGAUCUGGGAGGUUAUCGGAGACCACUUCAACAAGGUUGGCUGUAAUCCCAAUGAAGAUGUAGCAAUUUUCGCAGUGGAUUCUCUCAGGCAGCUGUCUAUGAAGUUCUUGGAGAAAGGGGAGCUGGCUAAUUUCAGGUUCCAGAAGGACUUCUUGAGGCCUUUUGAGCACAUCAUGAAGAAGAACAGGUCUCCCACCAUCAGGGACAUGGUAGUGCGAUGUAUUGCCCAGAUGGUUAACUCCCAGGCGGCAAAUAUCCGUUCAGGAUGGAAGAACAUUUUCUCCGUCUUCCACCUGGCUGCCUCGGACCAGGACGAGAGCAUCGUGGAGCUGGCCUUUCAGACCACUGGCCAUAUCGUCACGAAUGUAUUCGAAAAGCACUUUGCAGCUACAAUCGACUCCUUCCAGGACGCCGUCAAGUGUCUGUCAGAGUUUGCCUGCAAUGCCUCAUUCCCAGACACCAGCAUGGAAGCCAUCCGUCUCAUCCGACACUGCGCCAAAUACGUCUCAGAGAGGCCACAGGUCAACGCCUUCAAAGAUUACACCAGUGAUGACAUGAAUGUAGCGCCUGAGGACCGUGUGUGGGUGAGAGGAUGGUUCCCAAUACUCUUUGAGCUCUCCUGCAUCAUCAACAGGUGUAAACUGGAUGUCAGGACCAGGGGGCUCACCGUGAUGUUUGAAGUGAUGAAGACCUACGGGCACACUUUUGAAAAACACUGGUGGCAAGACCUGUUCAGAAUCGUCUUCAGGAUCUUUGACAACAUGAAGCUGCCUGAGCAACAGACCGAGAAAGCAGAAUGGAUGACCACCACAUGCAACCAUGCACUUUAUGCCAUCUGUGAUGUCUUCACACAAUACUUUGAGUCUCUGAAUGGGCUUCUGUUGGAUGAUAUCCUGGCUCAGCUCUUCUGGUGUGUGCAGCAAGAUAACGAGCAGCUCGCCCGUUCGGGCACCAACUGUCUUGAGAACGUGGUCAUCCUAAAUGGGGAGAAGUUCUCCCCGGUGACAUGGGACAAGACGUGUAACUGCAUGCUGGACAUCUUCAAGACCACAAUCCCACAUGCGCUUUUAACAUGGAGACCAGCUGGAGCAGAGGGAGAACACUUUGCCACACAUAGCCUGUCUGAGAAACAGCUGGACUCAAUUUCCCAGAGGUCUGUGGACAUUCAGUCCCGCUCUGACGACCAGCAUUCCACCAGCAGCAUGGACCGGGUGGCUGUGGAGAACCGCCGGCAGAGUCAGCACAGCUCAGUGUCAGGCAUGUCUGAGGACGCCUCCAGGAGCAGGACCCAAACAAAGAUCCAGGAGCAGCGUUUGUUCUCAGCUUUGCUGAUAAAGUGUGUGGUGCAGCUGGAGCUGAUCCAGACCAUCGAUAACAUCGUCUUUUUCCCUGCCACCAGCAAGAAGGAGGAUGCUGAGAACUUUGCUGCUGCUCAGCGGGAUGCUGGGAUGGCAGCAGACGCCCCAGUGGAGACCCAGGACCAGGGCAUGUAUCGCUACCUGACCUCAGAGCAGCUUUUCAAGCUGCUGGACUGUCUGCUGGAGUCCCACCGCUUUGCCAAGGCCUUCAACUCCAACAACGAGCAAAGAACCUUACUGUGGAAAGCAGGUUUCAAAGGAAAGUCAAAGCCCAACUUGUUGAAGCAGGAGACCAGCAGUCUGGCAUGUGGGCUGCGCAUCCUGUUCCGUAUGUACACCGAUGACAGCCGCCAGGAUGCCUGGGAGGAGGUCCAGAGACGAUUGCUCAAUGUCUGCAGUGAAGCUGUAGCAUACUUCCUGGCUCUGACCUCAGAGAGCCACAGAGAGGCCUGGACAAACCUGCUGCUGCUCUUCCUCACCAAGGUGCUAAAGAUCAGCGACAAAAGGUUCAAGGCCCAUGCAUCCAGGUACUACCCUCUGCUGUGUGAGAUCAUGCAGUUCGACCUUAUCCCCGAGCUCCGAGCUGUUCUGAGGAAGUUUUACCUCCGCAUUGGCCUCGUCUUCAACAUCGCACAGCUGCCUGAGCCCGAGCCUGAGCCCGAGCCUGAGCCUGACUCUGAGCGGGUUCCUGUUGACCCAGAGACAGACCCAGGUGUGGGGGUGGAGGCUGGGGAGGAGACCCAGUGAUGUUGCACCACAAACAGCCCGGAACACAAAGCUCCGCUGAGGCCUCAACCGCAGAUCUGUGGAGCAAUGUGUUGUACGCCGAACUCCUGACUUAAAUGGCUGAUUAUCCAUCGGCUGUCUGUUAACACCCACCCACACCCUUAACCCUGCCUCCACACAAACACACACACCCACCUAUUACACACAGACAGAGUUGUUGAUAUGAUAAUAAAAACAAUAAUGUCUUGCACCAGGUGUAGCGUUGCUUCCACUGGAUAAAACUACUGAUCAACAACUGACAGUCGCGCAUAUCUCUGAUCUUAUCAGAACGAAUAUAUUUCAAAACAUGUGUGCUUCUUACUGUAUAUUUAAAAAGUGAAGAAUGAAUGGUUUUCAGCGACACGCAAAAUGACAUAUUCAGCAACUAUGAAAUGUGACACCUGUCACAUGUGGAUAAUAAUGAUUCUCUCUCUGCACUGCAGGUGGCUAACAUUAGUAUUGGUAGCCUCUUCGAUUAAACUAGUUGUACAGAUCUGCCGCUGUGUAAUAUAAUCUUAUAACACUAGAUUGCAUUUAUUUUUGUUUGGGUUUUUUUCCCCUUCGGAUUUGCUGCACUUGAUCUUGUUUUUGAAUGCACUGGAGAUUUUACUUUUGUGAUAAUUUAUUUGACUGCACCACCUCCUGCAGAUAGUCCUACACAGUACGAUUUGUAAUUAAACAAGACUGUGGAAAGUGAAGGGUUAAAUUAUUCCAUUUUAUAUGUUCCUACGUUUUUAACAGAGAUAGACUGGCCUUCUGAAACUGGAAGAUGAGAGAGCAAAACUGAUGCUAGCUGCUUUUGGGUCACUAGUCUGUUUUUCUGUUUUCAUGUGACUUCAGUUUUCACACUUGUGUACAAAAUCAAAAGUUCAUAAUAUAUUUAAUGCUUUUCUUUCUUUUUUGUUUGUUUUUCCUUUGGUUUUGGGGAAGGUUAUAUUUAUAGAGAAAAUGACAAACGUUAGCUGUGCUUUAAGUGUGAAUGGGAAGCGUUCCUGCUCAUGGAUGUAGAAAACAAAAUGUAUAUGAUACAGCAAUGUAAAGUUUUCUAUGUUGCAAAAGACUGUACAACUUUCUGUACGAUACAUCAUCUGGCAUUCUAAUCAGGUUCUAGUUCAAUAAAGUUUUUGAACUUGGUUGAUUUCAAAUGAAAAAUCACUGAGUAAUAUUUUCCACAUUAAAGAUCGG
This is a messenger RNA of Menidia menidia (Atlantic silverside), 6885 nucleotides long. The record is from the annotation of a GenBank genome assembly. NCBI's taxonomy places the organism in Eukaryota, Metazoa, Chordata, Actinopteri, Atheriniformes, Atherinopsidae.